Molecule: messenger RNA, 2832 nt
Organism: Prunus persica (peach)
Lineage: Eukaryota; Viridiplantae; Streptophyta; Magnoliopsida; Rosales; Rosaceae
Product: probable proteasome inhibitor
Exons: 10
Coding region: 1566-2486 (306 amino acids)
Biological process (GO): proteasome-mediated ubiquitin-dependent protein catabolic process
Molecular function (GO): proteasome binding; endopeptidase inhibitor activity
Source: RefSeq, a predicted model, not a curated record
CUCCAACUCCAAAGCAUAUAUGAUAACUUAGGUGGUAUGCAUAGAGCCAUGAGAAAAAACCAUACCAACCCUCAUUUUAUUAUUAUAAUUAUACACUAAUAACCAUAAUUUAAUAUAAAGAAAAGAAAAUGAAUUACACUGACCACCAGAAAAAAGAAAACGAAAACGAAAAGGAAAGGUAAACUUACACUAUUCUCCCCGGCUAAGCCUUAGCUAGCCCAAGCCCUUCUAGCUGAGCCCAAUAUCCAGCCCAACCCAUGCAGCCUUCUUCUUUACUUCUUCUUCCUUCGCCUCUCACGAUCAUUAAUCAUUAUCAGUCUCACACCCACUCCGAAAGUCCCACACUUUGUCGAUCAAUCUUCAGACUUGUUUUGCUCCCCAAAAAGGCCAAAAGUGGAACAUCCUAGGUGGGAAAGAAGCUUUAAAUUGUAGCACAAAGUUAUACAGAUGGCGUUGAGGCGCUUUUUAGGGUUUUCGGAUGGCGAGCUGAUGAGGUCGGAUGCAAAACCUUGUUCUAGAUUGAUGAGACACACUGCUGGUAUUUUCAGUGUUGGCGGAGCAUUGGGAUUCUGGAUCCUUUGUAGACUGCAUUAUGGACCCAGAAUUACAGUUCCUAGGAGUCUUCGUUGGGCAGCAUGUGGCGCAGUUUCUAUGAGCUCAACCACUGCUUUGCUGGUUCGCUUAUUUAGUCCAGAGUGUGAGCCCCAAAACAUAGCUACUUAUGACAAAGGAAAUUAGCACUAAGUUCAUGAAAGUUUUAUUGCUAUUCUAAGCGAGUUCAGUUGGGUUUGUUAAUCGUCAUUAUGGGAGUGAUUCAAAUAUGGAUAUUUGGUUUUAUGCUACAUGUUUUUUCCUUGAAAUGAAUGCACCAUUUGAUUAUGAAAUGAACAGAUUCAUAAGAUCUUUGCACCUUACUAGUUCAACAUGUUUCCAAACGAUUGAGAACAUCAACCAUUUUCUUAGAAUAAAAAAUCUUUGUUCCUGCCAUUUUCAUAGGAAACCCUUGCAGCUGAACUUGUAAGAUUUUUUCCGUCCAAAAUGAGCAAAUGCAAAAAUGAUUCUUGAGUGCCUGCAAAGGCUUGAACAAUUUGUAAGUAGGGCAAUUAAGAGGAAAAGGAAAAACUUUGUCCUUAUAUCUUGAAAGGGAACCCCGCUAAAGACAUAUUGGAUGGUAUUGUCUUCAUGUUUUGGCAAAUUGGCAUGGGAAUUUCAGGUUCCAAACAAUAGAUCCCAAUAGGCUAAGGUGCAAAACAAAAAAUCGAAAGAAAAAAUUAAAAAUAAAUUAAAAAAAAGAACUCUUCAAAGUAGGGUGGCAAAAGCUUUGCUUGUGAGUAAUUGACCUUUAAAUAUGUUUUACUUGUAAAAAUACAAUUUGACAUUCCAAAUGAGUUUCCUUUAUUUUUGAAACGCCGCAGUAGAUUGCUUCCUUCCCAAGAUAAAAACUAGCCGUAAAGCCACGCUUCAGUCUUUUCCUUAUUUUCCUUGCAGAACAUUAGGGAAAACCCACAUUUCAAGUUUCAAUCACGCUGAGAAAAGAGAAAGCUUUAGCUACAAGGUAGCUAGCCAUGGCGAGCGGGAAGUCGGUGAUGGCUUUGAUCAAAGCCCUGAAGCCCGCAUUUCGCAACGGCAACGACAACGACAAAGUGGUUUUUGCCGUUCACUCUUUCUUCUUAGCUUCCGGCUACGAGCUCACCGCCACAGGUCCCCCUGCCUUCAACCCCUCUGGCCUCACCUCUGCUUCCACAGAUGAAGUGGGUAUUCAGGACUGGAACGAGCUUGACGACCAGUACGCCUUCAUCUACGUGAACCCGGAAAAGGGUUCGAGGAAGGUGCUCGUCAAGUGUCUUGUAAUGGAGGGAAAAUUGCAUGUUUAUUAUGCUUUGACUGAUGGGUCUUCUAAGCAUGUGGAACUUGAUGUUGGCGACUAUGUUGAGGAAAAUGGAGGCGGCAAUUACUCCAGACAGUUCAAGAAUAUGGAGAUGUUAGUGACACGUCUGGAGUCUCUGCAGAAUUUGAGGUAUUUGGAAACAACUGAGACUAACUGUGUGAGGAGGAUCAAAAUUGAAUCUCAUUCUGGUCCUGUUCCUGAAACUCAUCUUUCAGGACGCAAAAGAAAGGAGCGCCUUACUCUAUGUGAGGACAAGGAAACUCCAGCUAACACCACCAAUGUCGCCAUGGCCGGUUCUGUCAAGCAUGUGUACAGCAUAAGGCGAGUGAAGCAUAAGAUAGGUUCAGGGUCAGAUGAAGCAGAUGGUCUUGGCAUACUGAUUGAGGACAAGAAAAUGGAUAUUAAGGAGCCUCAUGAUGUUCCAGCUACUGCCCUCAUGGCCGAGCCCGUCCCUGCUCCUAAGGCUGCUGACUCUGUGCCUGCAACCCAGUUCCAUCAUUUGUCAGAUGAGAUGCUACCAUCACCACUGAAGAAAAUAAGUCCUCGCCAUCUCCAAGAUGGAGAAGUGUACCGAGGUGGUAAAAGGAUGAAACGAUGAUGCCGUGUUGGAAAAUAAUCAAAGAAGAAAAGAGCCCAAAAGAAGCCUGAAACUUGAAUGGACUAGUCUGAGGCUUUGACCCCAAAUUUACAACAUGUAGACAUAAAUCUAGCCCAUAUUGUCAAAUUUCUAUUUUUUUUGGGUUUGUAGCCCAUAGUUAUUGAGGCUAAUAAUAAUGCGACACGUGGCACCACAUCGCUGUCGUUGGUUCCACAAUUAAAGGCUUUAAUCCAUGAAGUGAAAGGGAUUUGAGAUCGAACAAAAACACAACACAAACCCAUUACUUGUCCUAUUCUUGGAUGCAAGUCAUUAUAUAAGGAGGGCCCCAUAUAUGGCUUUUAGGUGA